AUGCGCCGCUCUGCAUUGCGGGCCCUCGAGUCCGCGAGGCCCAUCGCCCGAGCUCCUCGCUCGGUGUCGAGGAGCUUUGCUACCCUUAAUGAUUCCGCCAAGGAUCCAUCCGACCUUGAUCAGAUUACCACACUCCCGAACGGAAUUCGCGUCGCCACCGAGUCAUUACCGGGUCCCUUCUCAGGCGUCGGAGUCUACGUCGAUGCCGGCUCUCGCUACGAAGAUUCCAGCCUGCGCGGAGUCAGUCAUAUCAUGGAUCGCCUAGCAUUCAAAUCGACGAAGCAACGUUCCGGAGAUGAGAUGUUGGAGGUCCUUGAGGCUUUGGGAGGCAACAUCCAGUGCGCCUCCUCGCGAGAGUCAUUGAUGUACCAGUCUGCCAGCUUCAACUCGGCGGUCCCGACCACCCUGGGUUUGCUGGCAGAGACAAUUCGGGAUCCUCUCAUUACCGAUGAAGAGGUACUUCAGCAACUUGCGACCGCGGAGUAUGAGAUUGGUGAGAUCUGGGCAAAGCCGGAACUCAUCCUGCCGGAGCUGGUCCAUAUGACUGCUUACCAAGAUAACACACUGGGCAACCCUCUGCUUUGCCCCGCCGAGAGACUGGGCGAAAUCAACAAGGCUACUGUCGAAAAGUACCGAGAGGUCUUCUAUAAUCCGGAUCGAAUGGUGGUGGCGUUCGCUGGAGUCCCUCAUGCGGAGGCCGUCAAACUCACCGAACAAUACUUUGGCGACAUGCAGGCGAGAGACAUUACCAAGGGUCCUGUCCUGUCCGGAUCCGGUAUUGAUUCUACCCUUUCCGACUCCCACGCUGCGGCGAAGGAGGGUCAGAUCCCGACCGUUCCUCAAUUCACGGCCACGUCGACUGUGACCAGCCCUGCCGCGUCGCAAAACACGAACUCCUCGUUCCUUUCGAAGCUUCCUUUCCUCAAGAAACUCUCCACUUCCUCACAGAAAAAUGCCGUCGUCGAGCCUCUUGACCCAUCUCUUAUCGAGCCUUCGACAUUGGAUCUCCGCCGACCCGCUCACUAUACCGGAGGUUUCAUUGCGCUCCCUAUCUCUUCUCCGGAUAUCUACGCUCUUGCUACUCUCCAGACCCUGCUGGGUGGCGGUGGCUCCUUCUCGGCUGGCGGCCCCGGAAAGGGCAUGUACUCCCGGCUUUAUACCAACGUGCUAAACCAGCACGGCUGGGUUGAAAGCUGCAUUGCUUUCAACCAUAGCUAUACCGACAGCGGUAUCUUCGGUAUCUCUGCCUCCUGCAGCCCGACUCGGACUACGGAGAUGCUCGAGGUGAUGUGCCGCGAGCUGCAGUCUCUUACCUUGGACAAUGGAUACUCUGCUCUGCAGACACAGGAGGUCAACCGCGCAAAGAACCAACUGCGUUCUUCGCUGCUCAUGAACCUUGAGUCUCGCAUGGUGGAACUCGAAGACCUUGGACGUCAGGUCCAGGUGCACGGCCGCAACGUCGGCGUCCGCGAGAUGUGCGAGCAGAUUGAAGCCUUGACUGUUGAAGAUCUCCGCCGUGUGGCCCGUCACGUUUUCGGUGGCCACGUCCAGAACAACGGCCAGGGUACUGGCAAGCCAACAGUUGUCCUGCAAGAGGGCGAGCUGGAAGGAUAUAAACCUCGGUCUUUCCCCUGGGAGGAAAUCCAGGAGCGCAUCUCUCGGUGGAAGCUUGGCCGGAGGUAA
Molecule: messenger RNA, 1683 nt
Organism: Penicillium argentinense
Lineage: Eukaryota; Fungi; Ascomycota; Eurotiomycetes; Eurotiales; Aspergillaceae
Product: mitochondrial-processing protease subunit alpha
Exons: 3
Coding region: 1-1683 (560 amino acids)
Cellular component (GO): mitochondrion
Molecular function (GO): metal ion binding; metalloendopeptidase activity
Source: RefSeq, a predicted model, not a curated record